This is a messenger RNA of Prunus dulcis (almond), 639 nucleotides long. RefSeq lists its product as uncharacterized. The record is from RefSeq and is a predicted model, not a curated record. Lineage: Eukaryota; Viridiplantae; Streptophyta; Magnoliopsida; Rosales; Rosaceae. The transcript has a single exon. The coding region runs from base 1 to 639 and encodes 212 amino acids.
AUGUCCUUCAAUUCUCCUUCUUGCAAUGAAUUCACGUGGAAGGCUAUACAAAAUUUCUUCAAUGAUGAUUCUGAUGAUGAUGACCUUCAUCAACAGAGGGUUGCAAUGGCUGUUCAACGCCAUACGUUUUUGCUGGAGCAAUAUGCUCAACAAUUCAAACAUGGUGGUUCUAUUGCAGGCCGUGAAUACAAGAAUCGGAAGAGAGAAAAACAUCAUAAGAGUCUCAUGGAGGACUACUUAUGUGAAAGACCACUUUAUCCCUCAGUGGACUUUUGCAGGCGGUUCCGCAUGAGAAGAGACCUUUUCUAUCGCAUCUUGAAUGAUGUUGUUGCACAUGAACCAUACUUUACCCAGAAGAUAGACGCUUGUGGACGACAAAGUCUAUCCCCAGAGCAGAAGCUAACAGCUGUUUUUGGAAUGCUCGCAUACGUAUGCUUAGCAGACUCCACCGACAAGUACUGUAGAUUGGGUGAAUCUAUAGCCCUUGAAUGUUUGCGAAAGCUUUGUUCUAUUACUGAAGCCGUGUAUGGUCAGUGGUACCUUAGUUCCCCAAAUCCGUUCGACCUUUUCAGGCUCUUGCACAAUGCUAGCCGUAGAGGAUUCCCAGGCAUGUUAGGCAGUCUUGACUGCAUGCAUUAG